Messenger RNA from Austrofundulus limnaeus, 1659 nucleotides. Its product is annotated as transmembrane protein 60. The record is from RefSeq and is a predicted model, not a curated record. The transcript has 2 exons. Lineage: Eukaryota; Metazoa; Chordata; Actinopteri; Cyprinodontiformes; Rivulidae. The coding region runs from base 276 to 653 and encodes 125 amino acids.
AUAAUUUUUUUAAUUUCUGUUUUGAAAAUGCAAACCGGAAGUCUUGUCUGUGCUGGUUUUUAGCUCGAAGCUAACAUCUACGACGUGGUUGUUUUGCUGUUAAAAGCUCAUGAUUUUAAAUAUAUCGACGUUUGUUUGUUUUGUAUUUUCACCGAAGAGUUUUGGUUUCAAACUCUGGUUUUAAGGAAACAAAUUGACUUUCCGCGUGAACUCGGUCUGUGUUACCGCCUCUGUUCGCUGCCUGAUGACCCUGGCGUGUUGCCACUUCGUCCUCGAUGAAGAUGUCCCUGGCUCAACGGGUUCUCCUGUCCUGGAUCUUCGUCCUGAUCUUCCUCAUCAUGCUUGUCCUCAAGCUGGACUCCAAAAUCCACUGGAACUGGUUCCUAAUCUUCCUCCCCGUGUGGACCUUUGACACCAUCCUCAUCCUGAUGCUGAUCGUGAAGAUGGCAGGACGCUGCACGCAGAGCCUGAAGAGGAGGAUUUGGUACCUGGCGGCCCUGCUGCUGAAGCUGGCCUUCUGCCUGACGCUGUGYUCCCGCCUGGAGAAGCUCACCAACGUGUUGGUCAGUGUGGUGUGUGUCCCUCUGUGGGUGCUGCUGGGUGGAGGGCUGGUGGAAYUGGGACUCAGUGUUUUUCACUUCAGAAGGGACUGAACUCAGAAAGACCUUAUGAACAGGACAAACAAUAUUUAUAUUUAAGUCUCUAAUGCACAACUGAAGACCAGUUCUGUCUGUAACAUCAGCUGUUAGUUACUGCCUAUGAAAUGAAUGGGUUGCAGGUUUAUCCAUCCAUCUUUACCAGCUUCCUUUAGGGUUAUGGGGUGGUUCAUAAGACCGGGUACACACUGGACUGGUUUUAAGUCCAUCACAAGGCCAAAUAGAGACAAACAAGGCACUACUAUUCACGGUUUCACUCACACUAGGGCCAGUUUAAGAGUUCCCAAUUAACCCAACAUCCAUGGUUUUUGAUSUWUGGGAAACGGUAGCACCAGGUAAACUACAUUCAAAAAKGUCSSUGGCCAGGAGGCGRUCCUGUGACCUUCCUGAGAGAKGACACCACUGCUCCACUGUCCACCCAGUUGAGGGUUCAUUGGGUUAGACCUUGGUAGCAACUUCACUUUAAAUUGUAGACUUAAACACACAAGUCUGCAUGCAUGGGGGUGUCUUUAAAAAUAAAUCCAGCUUUUAYGUUUAUGGAUUCACAUCAAUGCCCUUUUACUCUUAUAAAAGAUAGUUUUGGCUUCAAUUGUGGUUUUACGUGAAGCAUUUAACUGUCAGGUUCUCACUAGAAUAAUGUGCAAAUUCCCUGUGUGCCUGAAAAUUAGUGCUAUCACUUUAUAAAACAAGCGAACACUAUUUUMAAGUAUAGUUUAUAUUCUGUACCAUUCGAGUUUUACUGUAGUUGUGAAUGAGGUAUACGCAAUCGCAAAAUAUUUAAACACCAACUCCAGUUUUGCUUUAGCUGCUGUCACAUCUGGUUAUGAUGCUGUUACCUCAUAGUCUCAAUGUUUACACUCCUAAUAUUAAAUUUUAUGAGUUUUUGCAUCGAGAUCGGGGGAGAGGAGUUUAAAAAUUCAGCKCUCUUUAAUAUCUGGACUGGAGCCUCUUUUUUUUAUUUGUUCAGAUGUCAACUUAUAAAAUAAAAUGACUAUAAAAAGCA